This is a messenger RNA of Lactuca sativa (garden lettuce), 1389 nucleotides long. RefSeq names its product serine/threonine-protein phosphatase PP2A-2 catalytic subunit. Gene Ontology annotation, molecular function: protein serine/threonine phosphatase activity. NCBI's taxonomy places the organism in Eukaryota, Viridiplantae, Streptophyta, Magnoliopsida, Asterales, Asteraceae. The record is from RefSeq and is a predicted model, not a curated record.
ACAGGAAUCCAUAAAUCGAUCUCGGCAGUUUUCGAGGGUUUUUUCUCCUCCGUCUUCAUCGUCAUCGUCUUCAUCACUCCCUCUGUAAUAUCAAAUAUCUGGAUUUUAUUCAGCUUCAGAUAAUCUCAGUCGAUCGAAGGAUUCUUUUAUUAGAAUCCCUGUUUGUGUGUGUAUAUAUGCACAAAAAUAUAUAUACACAUACAACAAGAUGAAUGUGGAGCUGGCUUCUAACACCCAUGGGAAUCUGGACGAGCAGAUUUCACAGCUCAUGGAGUGCAAACCCUUAACCGAACCUGAGGUUAGGACAUUAUGUGAGAAGGCGAAAGAGAUACUAAUGGAUGAAAGCAACGUUCAGCCUGUAAGAAGCCCUGUUACUAUCUGUGGUGACAUUCAUGGACAAUUCCAUGAUCUUGCUGAACUUUUUCGUAUUGGAGGAAAGUGUCCAGAUACAAAUUACUUGUUUAUGGGUGAUUAUGUGGAUCGAGGGUAUUAUUCUGUUGAAACUGUCACUCUCUUGGUGGCUCUGAAAGUAAGGUACCCUCAAAGAAUUACAAUUUUAAGAGGGAAUCAUGAAAGUCGACAGAUUACUCAAGUCUAUGGGUUUUAUGAUGAAUGCCUUCGAAAGUAUGGCAAUGCGAAUGUUUGGAAAACAUUUACUGAUCUUUUCGAUUAUUUCCCACUCACUGCAUUGGUUGAAUCAGAGAUAUUUUGUCUUCAUGGAGGAUUAUCACCUUCAAUUGAAACUCUUGAUAGUAUAAGAAAUUUUGAUCGUGUUCAAGAGGUCCCACAUGAAGGUCCAAUGUGUGACCUUCUUUGGUCUGACCCUGAUGACCGUUGUGGUUGGGGCAUUUCACCUCGUGGGGCCGGUUACACUUUUGGCCAGGAUAUUUCAGAGCAAUUUAACCACACCAACAACCUAAAGCUUAUUGCUCGAGCCCAUCAACUGGUGAUGGAAGGAUUCAACUGGGGACAUGAUCAAAAGGUGGUGACUAUCUUUAGUGCACCAAAUUAUUGUUACAGAUGUGGGAAUAUGGCUUCUAUCUUGGAGGUUGAUGAUUGCAAGGGUCACACAUUUAUCCAGUUUGAACCUGCUCCUAGGAGAGGGGAACCUGAUGUAACCAGAAGGACACCCGAUUACUUCCUUUAAACUCAACUCUCACUAAUGCUCGUACUCAUGGAAUGGUUGAGGGUAUUAUGGUCUUUUGCUACAGUGGCAUUAUCUAAAGGUUUUGAUUGAUAUGAUAGAAACUAGAAAGGGGUUGGUUGUGGUUGUGUAGUUGUACAUCAGACAUGUUUUGUCAUUCCAACAUUCUAACCUAGGAUUAUGCCACUGUCAUGUCAAAUGUCUGAGGAUGUGAUGUAAUCUAUAUUAUAUGAUUAUUUUGUUUU